AAGGCUCCUUAUACUUAACUCUCGAAGGCUUAAAUUUCCUGAGAAUCUCUGAGAUUGAGGUGGAAGGAAGAGCUCUUUUUCUGCAGACCUUAUGUGUUUUGGUGCAACAUGGUUGAAAUCAUUUGUCUAGUUGCUCCCUUUCUCUGCUGAAUCCAUAUGGAACACAGCACACAUAAUAGAGUACUAGGAGUUUUUACAGCAUACUUCCAUAAAGACAAGCAAGGAAUCACAGAGGGGUACCAUCAAACAGUAUCUGAGAGCACCGUAUGUAGCACACAGAAAAAAAAGACAGCAAACGUCACUUGACCUGCCAUUUGUUGGUCUCAAUGACAAGAUGCAGAAUAACUUUUUUCUUCUGGUAGGUGAAGUAAGGUAAGUAAAAUUAAUGGCACCUCACAACUUACUCCUGCUGAAAGCUGGCAUGAAUCUGUACUGCCCAUACACUUCCAAAGUGGCUACUCAAGCUAGUCACCAGUUCCAUGCAGUUAAUUGAAUGUUUACAAAACAAAGGAUCCUCUGUAAAAAGGCUGAGGAAUUCAAGACUGCUGCUAAAGUCUGAUACUCAAAAAUGUACCAUGAAAUAAGGAAAGGGCUUUGAGCUGACAUUAAAAAAACCAAACCUAUAAUAGGUGCAAUAAAAGAUAUGCUAAAACCUCUUUAAAACUGCAAAGAAACUGUAACAUAACGACUGCCUGAAACAAAAUAGGAGAGAAGAAUUAAUCCCCCAGAUAAGGUCUUAUUUAGUUUGCUUUAACAAAGUCUGUAAUGCCUAUUGCUCUGCUGUUCUAAUGAUGUAGGAUAAGACACAGGAGAUAAGAAAAGCCAAGACACUGAAAACUGUUGUAAAACUAGGUCAGUAUUAAAUUAAACAUUUUAUGAAAAAUAUAACCUACCUUGAACAACUCUGAAAACCUCUUUGCUUUUUUUUCAUGCCCUCAGCCAGACAGACACACGCUGCUGUACUGCCUUCAUGGGAAAAAGCACCAGUUUCCUGACGACUGGACAUCCCCCCUCCCCCGAACCAGCAGCUCUGUUUUUUCUUGUAAUUAACAACUACUGAAUAUUUAUGAAGUAAGUGUCACGGGGUAACACUUACUCAUUGGAUCAACAACGCUGUUGGUUUGCAAACUAAAAAGAAAACACUGGCCCUACCUCGGAGCACGGCAACCACUGACUGCAGCUGCACCAGCUUCUGCUUUUCCAAGCUUUUCAAGCACCAGGAGACGAGGAUGCUAUUGGCAGAAAGUUAGCAGUGUCUACUCUUUUUUUCAGAUGAUCACAAGGGAACAUGCUGUGCUGUGACUCUUUUUCCCCGUGUGAAGAAGCUGUUGAAAUACCCUGGAGACUCUCACUGUUGAGCUUUUGAGCGACGAGAGGCAAACAUGGCCCAAGUGUCCGCUGAUCCGAGUAGCACAGAAACUGCUGACCCAGAGGAGAGUUCUCCAAAUAUGAUAGUCUACAGAAAGAUUGAAGACAUCGUUACAAGAAUGCAGGAUGACAAAACAGGUGGAGUUCCCAUCCGCACUGUCAAGAGCUUUCUGUCCAAAAUCCCCAGUGUCGUCACCGGUUCUGAUAUUGUGCAGUGGCUUAUGAAGAACCUCAGCAUUGAGGAUACAGGGGAAGCAAUACACUUGGGAAGUCUCAUCGCUGCACAAGGUUAUGUCUUUCCAAUCUCAGACCAUGUCCUUACCCUGAAAGAUGAUGGGACGUUCUAUCGUUUUCAGGCACCAUACUUUUGGCCCUCAAAUUGCUGGGAACCAGAAAACACAGAUUACGCCAUCUAUCUUUGCAAACGGACCAUGCAGAACAAAGCUAGGCUGGAGCUGGCGGAUUAUGAAGCCGAAAACUUAGCAAGACUUCAGAGAGCAUUUGCAAGAAAGUGGGAAUUCAUCUUCAUGCAAGCAGAGGCCCAAGUGAAAAUUGACAGGAAAAAGGAUAAAACGGAAAGAAAGAUUUUGGACAGCCAGGAAAGAGCAUUCUGGGAUGUGCACAGGCCUGUGCCAGGUUGUGUGAACACCACAGAAAUGGACAUUAGAAAGUGUCGCCGUAUGAAAAAUCCACAGAAAGUGAAAAAGUCGGUGUAUGGGGUUACAGAGGAGUCUCAGCCCCAAAGCCCUGUACACAUGCCCUCCCAGCCGGUACGCAAAACUACAAAGGAAGACUUCCGGAAGCAAAUCAUUUUUCUGAAUAUGCAGAUAGAGAGACAUUGUUUAAAGAUGUCCAAAGUAGCAGAAAGUUUAAUAGCCUACACAGAGCAGUAUGUGGAAUAUGACCCUUUUAUAACUCCUGCUGAGCCUUCCAAUCCCUGGAUAAGUGAUGAUGUAGCAUUGUGGGACAUUGAAAUGAGCAAAGAACCUAGUCAGCAGCGUGUGAAAAGAUGGGGUUUCUCCAUGGAUGAGGUGCUGAAGGAUCCAGUAGGACGAGACCAGUUCCUUCGUUUCCUGGAAUCAGAAUUCAGCUCAGAAAACCUGAGGUUUUGGUUGGCUGUCCAAGAUCUCAAGAAACAGCCUCUACAGGAGGUAACCACCAGAGUGGAAGAAAUCUGGCAAGAGUUUCUAGCUCCUGGGGCCCAAAGUGCUAUCAACCUGGAUUCCCACAGCUAUGAGAAAACAAGCCAAAAUGUCAAAGACCCAGGAAGAUAUACAUAUGAAGAUGCACAGGAGCACAUUUACAAGCUGAUGAAGAGUGACAGCUAUGCGCGCUUCCUCCGUUCCAAUGCUUACCAGGACUUACUGCUGGCAAAGAAGAAGACAGAGAAUGAGCAAGGUCGUAGAACUUCUCUAGAAAAGUUCACUCGCAGUGUGGGAAAGUCUCUGGCAAGCAAGCGCCUCACGGGCCUGAUGCAGUCCUCCUGACAUCUUCUUCAGCCGACCGCCCCGUGGGAGAGACAUCUGGGACCGCUGCUGGGAACGGGGCACUUCAGGGAGAGCAGGUCCCUGCAGGGGAGAGAGCCUGAGUGACUGGAAGUGGAGAGCCACACACCAGGAGAGCACCUCUCUUCAUAGUUUACACCAACACUUUCCUGCCUGCACAGCUCCGUAAGGACCCUGAGCUCUGUGCAGGUACGUUGUUUCCAACCAAGGUUUGGAGGAGCACACGUCACUAUUCACAGGAGGUUGACAAGGCAAGGACUUGUUGUCUCAUUAUUUAAGGAAACAGAGCCAACCACAACUAGGAGACAGAAGAGCAGAGAGUUACCAGUAUUCUUAUGCAUCUCCUCUCUCCCUGGCACAAACAUGACUGUAAUAGAUGGCUCCACAAUCUCACUUGCUCCCUUUCUUGUGGCCGUCUGGAUCCAAUAAAAUAUCAGCUGGAAGCUGCAUCUCCUGCUCACAAAAUCUCAAAUGCAUUUUUCCUGCAGAUUCAUUGACUAACUUUGUUUUUCUUUCCUAUGUUUCUCCUCCUUUAAAGCAAUGGAAAAAAAAAAAAGGCAUUAUUUAAGUUCAUUGCUCAUUUCAAUCACUGCAUCCAAUAGCACGUAGCAUGUCCAGAGAUGAUGGCCAAAUCCUCAGCUGAAGUCAGGAGAGCAGGAGUGGUUUUCAUCACCUGAGGAUCUGCCCCAUUAAGUCAGACUUUGACACUGGUACAAAUCCUCUGAUGUCGGCGGAAUCGCUCUGCAUGUGCGCAUAGUGCAAAUGUGAUCAGACUCUGCCUGAUGCUCAAAAAGUCAUGUUUUAGAUGUGCAAUGCACACACAAGUACACACACACACACACACACACAUACACGUGCCAUAUUUUAAAGUGAGUUGUUUUAUAUUUUAUUUAAUUUUCUAUUUAUUUAAGCUUACGCAUACUUAAUCAAUGGUGGAUGUUCAAGCUUUACUCCAAGCAGAUCAAACUGGACUCCAGCUCCAAUCACAGAGGGCCAAAAUCAUGUACAGAGGGAAAAGCAACUCUGAUGUGGGCAGCACAACCAGCUGUGAUACCAUGCUCAGAUAACUGACCCUGCUGAGGAGCAUCAUUCUGAGUAUGAAAAGAGCUUCCACUAAAACUCAUCUGACCUAGAGCCCAUCAGUGCAACAGCAAGAGAUGACCCAGUAGCUUGUUUCAAAUUGUUGGGCAUAUAGAGGUUAGGAUGAGUACAGAACUGAAGUGACUUUAAUAAAAAACCCACUUAUGCUAGCUACAGAUAGGAAAAUGGCCUGCAUUCACAUACAGUUUAUUGUCUAUAUAUGAAAAUUUCAAGACGUAGUGCCACAAAACCUCCUGUAUUUUGCAAACAGUUCAGAUCUAAAGCAUAUGUGAAAAAGGAUGUUUCUUGGUCUUCUCUCAUGCCAAGGCAAAUUGGCUUUUUGAACAGGUGGUAGAAAUUGCUACAUGGCUACAAGUCUGCAUUCCUACCUAGGCAAACCCAUCUAGCUAAGUAGACAGGUGGCUAUUGACAACAUUCUUCUGAGGCAAGUAUUAUUCAAAUAUCUAAGGCCUAUGUAUGCACAAAAACAUGCCAGAGUAGUUUCUCUCAGAAGAAGGACUUUCCCUCUUUACCUAUGAAAGUUCUUAUUCUGAUACCUCUUUUUUUUUUCUCCCAGAAAAUUUCUAUUAUCAAUUAUACCUAAGAUCCAUACACCUGCAUGAAUGUACAGUAGAAUAUUGAGUAUGAUGUUUGUUCUUUACAUAUGCCUAUACCUUAAAAGCCUGCUGUGUGCGGCCUUCAGUCCAAAUUCAUCUUACACAUCCUACACAGAUGACAUACAAGUCAGUUCCAGGACUGCAGAACCACUGUGGAUGUGCCUGGACAUUCUUGCAGUGCUCUGCCUCUGAAGGAGACAUUUGGUUCCCUCCAAAUUGUCCCUUAGCUCUCUUUGCAGGACCCAUUUGUCCUCUGUUGUUCACCUGGCCAAAGGAUCCCCUCAGAAAAUAGCAGGUCUUCAUGUAAAAGGCUCACUUGUCCAUUCAUUCAUAUUCAUACAUGUCCCCUUAGUCAUCCCUAGGAAAAUGCAGAGGUUAGCUCUCCUCAGAGCCUUUCAGAUGGUGUUUUUAUCUCUGUCAAGCCCACCAUUGCUAUGCAUCACUGGAGCUCUGUAAACAAACAGCUGCUUGAAAUCCAAGCUAUUCUACUUCCAGUGUUGCCCAGCCUCUGGGCAUUUCCCUGGGGAGGUCUGUCUUGUGAACCCUUAAGGUGGUCUGCAGAGCAUUCUUGAGCAAGAUGUACAUAUCAAGCAUGAAACUCUGGUGUGUAGCAAGGAGUAGGGAUGGUAAAGUGUUACCAGGGAGUCUCUGCUAUGCUGAUAGAGUUCUUGACACUGGAGAGGUCACCUCCUGGGGGAAGGAGGGGUUAGCUCUGUGGAGGUAUUCCUCAGUGUCCUGCAGCAUGGGGGCACAUAUGGGCAGGACUGGAGGAUGCUGGCAGGUGAUGGGAUAGGUGGAAAUUGAGUUAUGGUCCAUGCACAGGGAGCAGAAAUGCCAGAAUUUAACUUGGAGAUGUGCUGCUGCCCUGUGAGCAAAGCGCCCUGCUCUGCCUUUUGGCUUCCUUCCUGCAGGAUGGUCAUGUUGGCUGCCACAGUAUUUUGCCUAUGGGGAAUACUCUGUGUUUGAACAGUUGAGUGCAAGGAGGGAAUUCUUAGAGACACGGAGAGCAUGCAUAUGGGCGUGCAUCAGGGGGCCUGGAUGCUGAACAGCUUGCCAUUUAAAUGCACACUCGUGCAAGCUAAUCUGCUCAGUAAUGGCUAGCUGAGCGGACAGAGCUGCAUAUUCUCUAGAGGGAAGAAAGCUCUGCUCCUCAUUUCCUGACUAAAUUUCUCCAAAACAAACAUGCAAGUAGACAAGACCUCCUCCUGGGAACACAUAUGAACUGUUCUUCACGUGUCUUUUACUUCACAUAUGGUGAUACUAACAUGUAACUACUUCCACAUGAACCGCAUCCUUGAAUUAUUGCUUUUUAAUGACAUUGCUUAUUCCAAGUGAUGCUAGUGUUGUACAUCCAGCAGUAUCCCACUGAGCAUUGCAAGCAGUAAUCUGCUGCUUAGUAAGUGUCCCAUGUCUUCCAACUACCUCAUCGGGUUGAAGAUGAGUUAGGAAAUCAGCUUUCCACCUCUGCUUAUGUUCUAAAUGGCACUGUUGCAAGGAAAGACAGUCUGGAAAGCUUUUACAAUGUCGAUGCAGUGCAACGGUGUUACAAAGCUUCCCAUACUUACGGGGCUAUGGCUGUGAAAUAUGGCUGUACACUGUUAUUUGGAUAAUAGAGUAUCCAGAGUAUUUGUGGCUAUUGUGGCAAAACAGCACCCAGAACAAGCACUAGUGAGGUUUGACAAGCCUGUGCAGACAGCGUUAGGCUAAAGCAAAUGGAUUAAUGUACUCUCAGUAUAACUCAGCACUAAGAUCCCAUAGAGUACUGUAAUAAAAUGGUAGCAGGGCAGCCAUAAAAAGUGACAGUAAGCUGACAUAAUAAUACCAGAAUAAAUGUAGCAAUAAGGUAACACAGGCCGCUGCAGUAAAGUAGCAUUUUGAUAAUGCAGCAAUAAGACACGACAGGAUGCUGCAGUAAAUUAGUUUGGGGAAUAAGACAGUAAUAACAGUGUGUGUGGACAAACAGUGGUACAUUUUACCAGGUACUGCAGCAAUAAAGAUAACACAUGAUGCCCUAGUAAUAAGUUACUACAGUAACAACAACAUGAUGCACUGUAAAGUUAUAUCAGGAUGCUUCCAUGCUGCAGUCAAAUCCUACAAGAGGUGGUAGAGAGGCAAUGAAGACAAAAUAUACCCCAUUUUGGACUGCAAAACUUGAAUCAGUUUUCUGCACAAUUAUCUCAGCAAUACCAAUCCUGUCAUUCCCCACUUUCAAGGAAGCUGAGGCUAGAUUGUUCCCCCAUCCAGACUAUUAUUUUGGUCUGAAAAUACAAAGUUGACUCAUUGUCUUUUCAGCCAAAUUGUCACAGACUGUGGUGAAGUUCUUUGUUUAGUCCUACUCACGUGAAACCCUGGUGGUUUUGGUAAGUCCUUUGCCUUGGAAAGGAUUUGGCUUUCUCAUCUUCUGGCAUGGGUGAUGCUUUUAGCCUAAAAUUAUUUCUGUUUUGGGUGGGGGAAGGGGAACCCAGGUACAGAACAUCUGACUGUACUAGUCUGUUUCCUGAAAUGCACAAAUAAAUUGAGCAUCCUGGAAAAGUUUAAGCAACAAGGACCAAAUCUGUUCUGUCUGUUCUGCACUUAAGCACACAAGAAUAAUCCUCCUGGAAUCAGUGCAAGCUCUGGAUGCAUCCAUGGGCCUAACCCUGUUCUCAGUGCCUCCAGUAGAGUGACAGAAGUAGUGUGCCUUCUGAAGUUUUAUUUUUAUAAUAUUCUCUCCUUUCCUGCCUUUUUCUUUUUUUUUUUUUUUUUUUUAAUUUAACCUCACCCUGUGUACGAAAUGGCCUUAGAAAAAAUUAGUUUACUAUAACACAAUAUGCAGCAUGGUGGGCAAGGAAUAGGUCUGUCCAUUUGCUGUCUUUGUACCCUUCAGUAGAGGGGUAAACCAUUCUGUAAAAUAACAACUCAAUAAUUAUCAGGCAUAAGGGUUUAGCCAAAGCAUCAACAGCAAGACUUGAAUUUCAUGUAUGUUCUAGAUAACAAGAUGGUUCUCCUGGGAAAAGGACGUAAAUAGGGCACCACUGCAGACUCUUGACCAGCAGGAGCAGCUCACAGCUCACUCUGGCUCCUGCAGCCAUUCCCAACAGAUACAAGUUUUCUCUCACAUCUCUCUGACCCUCUGCACAACAACUUUGCUAUCCCUUUAUGUGGUUUCCUCUCUCUAGCUGACUGUUCAGUUCAAGUUUGGAGCAGUGCUCUAAUACACCUUGGUUUGGCUCUUCCCUUAACUCCUUGGCUUGCUUUUAUUGUGGUUUAAUGAUUAAGCAGGAUUAUUUAAGCAGAGCUCACAGUAGGAUUGAGAUAGGCUAGGUUAUCAUGAUAUUUGACUUUUAAGCUGUGAGCAAUUUUGCAGCUUCUCAACACUGUUUAUAACCUGAGCCAGAGAACAAGCGAGGUGGCUGCUCAGCAGAACAGUGAGCUGGUGAACAAUACACUAUCUUCAUGCCCACACAUACUUUAAAGUUACUGGUGAGGAGAAAUGCUUUGUAGUGAGAAAAGUAAUCUCACGGCAGGGGAGAGGCAAACCUGAUCAACUUUUUCACAUGAUACAGAUUUUGCUUUGCCAGCCCCUAGCAUCUGCAAAGCUCAUAGCUAAGAGCCAGCAACCUUCUAAUCCUGCUGCUAAGCUUUGGAAACAAGCUUUUCAAAGGCUGUCUUUACACAGCAAUGCUAUUACUUGAAGCCUUUUAAUGUGAAUUUAUGCCUAUUGCCACAAGUGUCAGUGUAGUUGCCCUCUAUGUUUGCAAUAAUGUAUUCACCCCAUGUACAGGGUGGAUGUUAGUGGGCAGAAUUUAGGGAUUUACCAGUGCAUUCCUGUCUGGACACCCAGAAGACACACUGAAACAUCUUGUGUGGCAGAGGACAGCUCUGCUGGGGACAAUGGCAUUGUUCCUUGGAUAUUGCUGUCAGGAGAGAUACUGAACUGAGCUUCUCUCCCUCAUCUUUGGGGACUUAAACCAUGCCAUCCUUACAUAAAUAGUAGGUGACAGCUAGCCCUGACCAGCACCCUCUGUGGGUGAACUAAGAAGUCCUCGUGUGGACCAAGGUUUCAGGAGUAGUUGUUUCCUUUCGGAUCCUCAACAGUAUUUCUCACAUCCAUCCACGUGCACGUUAUUCCUGCAUGAUACAUAGCUUCACAGCCCAAAACCAUGAGUGUCUGUUUCUUACCAUGGUUCAGCUGAGCCCCUUGCUGCUUCGAUUAAGGCACACCAGAUAAAAAUUUCAAAUUAUGUUUUAUACAACACAUAAUUUACCAUAAAAGCAGUGGGAUUCUAAUAUCUGCUCUUUGGGGGUCAUUCGGGGUCAAACAAGGAACUGUGGGAUCUUCCUCCGCAAAGGAAAACUUCUGAAGGCCUCCUGCCCCUGUGGUGU
Myiozetetes cayanensis is the source of this 8935-nucleotide messenger RNA. It is a transcript of the gene RGS6, whose product is annotated as regulator of G protein signaling 6. Bases 1383 to 2855 code for a protein of 490 amino acids. Gene Ontology annotation, molecular function: GTPase activator activity. The transcript has 18 exons. The record is from RefSeq and is a predicted model, not a curated record. NCBI's taxonomy places the organism in Eukaryota, Metazoa, Chordata, Aves, Passeriformes, Tyrannidae. Gene Ontology annotation, biological process: intracellular signal transduction; G protein-coupled receptor signaling pathway; regulation of G protein-coupled receptor signaling pathway.